This is a messenger RNA of Seminavis robusta, 1297 nucleotides long. The record is from the annotation of a GenBank genome assembly. NCBI's taxonomy places the organism in Eukaryota, Bacillariophyta, Bacillariophyceae, Naviculales, Naviculaceae.
AUGGAGCCUUUUCUACCAGGGCUCGACAGUGACAGCAGUGUUGUUCCUGACACUGCUACCAAUACCGGUACAGCAUUCACAGAGAUGAACACUUCAGACCUUCAGGAAAUGAGUGAACUGCUGGCUCUUGAUACCACAUCGUCAGAAGUAAUAGACUUUAUGGCUCGAGAAUCGGGUGUUCAAAGAGACAAGACCUUUCAGGAGGCAGGUCUUUCCUUGGAGCGUUUCCCUCAGUCUUCUGAUGAGGCAGAUUUGGUUGAUAAGCUCUUGGCUGAUGAACUCGAGAAGCUAUCAUUUGAAGAGAAGGAGCGAAACACUUUUGAUUUAUAUGGAAUGGCCCAUGAGAGCAAGGACCCUGAGGAUGUUGAUGCUCUGCUAGAGCAAAUGGAGCUGGAAAUUCGAAAGAUAACUCGCCGGAAGGCCUAUGAAAAAGCCAAGUAUUUGAACGAAGAGUACGUGAUGGACAAGGACUUUCGGCUGAUGUUUCUUCGCUCUGACGACUUCGAUGCGAAGUCUUCUGCACAACGAAUUGUAAAGCAUUUUGAUGUCAAACGUGAGCUGUUUGGUGAUGGACCUCCCUUGGCCAGAAACCUACUCACAAGCGAUCUCAGUGAAGAUGACAUGAAGGUUCUCAAAUUAGGAGCCUGGCAGUUCUUGCCUGUGCGUGAUGCUGCUGGCCGUCUGGUCUUGGUGAUAUGCCCUGGCUACAGGGACCACUCUUUAGCAAUGGAUUCUUCUCUACGCAUUGAAGUAUUUUUUGCAAUGAGCUUUCUCCAAGCUGAGGAUGCGCAAAAGAAGGGGGGAAUAGUUGUGGUAAUCUGCCUUAUUGGUCAAUCACUGCUCAAUCUACAAGAGCCAUUUUUUCUCAAACUUCAGCGAUUGAAAACGCUCAGGUCAGGAGGGGUACACAAGGUGGCUGGUGUCCAUAUCCUGUUGAGCCAAGACUAUCUGCGUCCAUUGGUUGGUGGCAUUCGAUGGUUGCUGCCGGAGAAACUGAGAGCUAAAAUGCGUGUCCAUUGUGGAGACUUUGAACAGCACAAAUUUGCAUUACAGACUUUUGGAAUCCCAACGGAUUGUCUCCCAUUCCAUCCAAAUCAACCCAAAAAUCUGGAGAAUCAUCUUCAAUGGAUUUGGAGCUGGCAAAAGCAGGAAGAAAAAGGCAACAAUAUUACAGCUGAUACCAUAGUCCCCCGUCGAUUUGAUGUCCUCCUUGGACGAGGACGUUAUACCAGGAAUCACACAGGCAAUGUGAGAGCUGCACAUAUCGCGGACAUGUUUCGAGACAAAUACGAGGCUG